GUGAGUGAGAAUGGCUUCAUUGGGGUCACUGAUAAAGGCAUUAGGCCAGCCAUGCCCUUCGCCCCCCACCCCGCAGCUGUUGGAAUAUUGGCUGCAUACUGGUCAGAUGUACGCUUCCAUAACAUUCCCAUGGCAGCGGAAAACCCUCCUAAGGUCUGGUACAGAGCCUACACCCAGAGAGCAGCAGCUCCAGAUAUCUAUGACUCUGUUGGACAGUUGGUGAGAGACUACUCCUCACAUGAUGACUACAUGGCUUCAUUUGUGAUGAUUGCAACUUGGGAGAAUGUUCGCCCCCCUUGGAGAGCAGACCAGACAAGCACUUUCCAGGCAGUACUGACUACCGAUGGCAACUACAGCUAUGCUAUCUACCUGUAUGAGAAAGAAGCUAUGGGUUGGAACCCACGUCAAUACUAUGCCCUGUCUGACAUCCAUGCAGCAGGAGACCGGAUGGUGAGAGUGGGGUACUCUGUACAAAUGGAUGACAUGAACAGGGAAGAAUGGGAGGUGACAUCUGCCACCUGGGAUGGGGAAAUUAAUGGAAGGAAUAUCUUUAGAAUGGACACAUGGCUCAGCCCAACAGUUUCUGGAGAUGUACCAGGGGUAGUGUUCUACAGGCUUAGUGCGAACACAAUGAACGCUGUCUCCAGUGCUAGUCGAUGCAUGGACUGGUACAAGACCGCAGAAUCGUCUGCAGAGCUAGCUCCAGAGCUGCUUGACACCUGUCCCCCCACCAUGGCUCAUGUCAGGCUGGAGGCAGAGCUGUGGGAAGCCAACUACAUGUUUGUGGAGCUAUGAUACCUAUGUUGAAGGAAACCCACUGGUCACCCAGGACUAUAUUUCAGCUGGACAUGUUGUCAAGUCAGCUCACGAGGAUAGGGACUGGGAUGCCCGCAGCUGGUGCUGCAACGUGGAAACCCCGAAUGAGUUCUGUCAUCUUUACCACAAAAAAAGACCACCUGCAAGCUCAAGAAAGUACAGGCCAACAAGACAAGCCACCAUGUUUGGUGAUCCACACUUCAUCUCCAUGGACCAGCGGAUAUUCACGUUUAACGGGUACGGAGAGUACGUCCUAUCACGGACCCUCUCAGGUUGGUCUGUGACCAAUGGUGUGGAUUUCAUGCUGCAAGCCCGUACUGCCCCGGCUCCAGGGACCACAGGUGCCACUGUGCUAACAGCUAUUGCUGGACGUGAAGGCUCAGAAGACAGCCCAUCCAUCCAGGUUUACCUACACAGUGAUGGUGACCAGCUGGUUGUAAGGAAUGGCACAGAUAACAUCACUGAGAGUCAGACGUCUGCACAUGGCUCCGUCUUGGUGACAAAAGGUUCCAAGAUUGUUGAUGUAUUGGCCCAGUUCCCCUCUGGUAUGUAUUUCCAUGUGACAACAAGGUCAGCCAUGCUGUUCUUCACUGUGGGCAUGCCCAGUAGCUUCCAGGGAUACCUUGAAGGCAUAAUGGGUAAUUUUGAUGGAGAUGAUGGCAAUGACUUCAGGCUAUCAGAUGGAACUGUCCUUGGUGCUGAUGCCACAGAACAGAACAUUCUAGACUUUGGCAAGUCAUGGUCCCUAAGAACUGUCAGCGAGGCAGGUGGUAUACCAGUGGAAGAAUUUACCCUGUUUCACUGGUAUGAUGGGAGCACUGCAGCAGACUAUGGGGAUGACCAAUACCAGACCAGGCUGAUGUCAGAUAUGACUCUAGACAACCCAGCUCACAUGGCAGUGUGCAGGAAGUCUGAUGGUACUGUGAGCCAGGAGUGUAUGUACGACAUUGCUGUGACUGGCGAUGACGAUGUUGGGCAAGCUACUGUAUGGGCACAGGACCAAUACUGGGGCAGGGAAAACUCCACUAGUAACUUUGCCCCAAUCAUCAUUGCUCCAUCUGAGAUCCAUGCAGAAGUUAACUCUCCCGUCAGCCUCACCAUUGAGGUGUCAGAUCCAAACCCAGGGGAUGUCCUGAACAUUACAGUGCAGGGAGGAGAUUUGUCUUCCUUUCUGUACACUGACGAUGGUGUCAUUAGAGCCACAUUUACUUGGACCCCAACCGUUGAUGAUCUAGUUGCUGCUACAGCCAUCCAAUUUAAAGCUGUGGAUGACAAAGGAGCUGUGACCAUAGCAAGUCCCCAGACCAUUGUCUGCUACUGUAGUGGUUAUGGCACAUGUGACUACAGCAGCCUGAGCUACCGACAGGGAAUGUUUGGCCAGGCGGUUUGCUUCUGUAAGCCAGCCUUCAUCGGGGACAUGUGCCAGGAACAGAUUGACAUGUGUCAGUUCCAGCCCUGCUAUCCAGGAGGGCGCUGUAUCCCUGACCCUAACGGUGAUGCAGGUUACAUUUGUAACAACCAGUGUCCAGAGGGGUUGACUGGAGAUGGACAAAACUGUGAAGAUGAAGAUGAGUGUCUGGAGGUAGAUAGUGAUACUGGCCAGCCCACCCAUGGCUGUGAGCAGGACUGUGUCAACUACCCAGGGGGCUAUGCCUGCACCUGCCAGGAAGGCUACAGGAUCACUGGUGACAGCCGCAACAAAUGUGAAAAUAUCAAUGAAUGUGAAAGCCCAGACUUGCACACCUGUCCAGCUCACCUGGUCUGUGAGGAUACCACACCUGGCUACAGGUGUGCCUGUCAAUCUGGCCAUCACAUGGACCGCUAUGGCAGAUGUGUAGACACUGAUGAGUGCCUUGUUGACAAUGGUGGGUGCCAGAGGCUCUGUGUCAACACUGCUGGCAGCUACCACUGUGAAUGCGGGGGCGACUAUGUCUUGUCAGAGGAUGGAAUGGCUUGCACAGACACCAACCCUUGUGAGAGGCAGAACAAGUGUAAUCACACCUGCAUUGAUAAGGAAGGCUGGCACCACUGUGACUGCCUGGAACCCUACUACCUCUUGGGAGAUGGAGCAACUUGUGCUGCCAAUGAGACAUGUGAUUCACGAUGGUGCACUCCCGAGGAUAUUGCUGUUUGCUCCAAAAUUGUUGACACAUUUUGGUGUCACUGCCCAAGAGGGUAUAGGAAAGAGCGGAACAAUUGUGAAGACAUUAAUGAAUGCAUUGAAGGCAGUAGUAGGUGCAGCCAGAGAUGUGUCAACCAGCCAGGCUACUACACUUGUGAAUGUGUGGCUGGGUACAGGCUGGCUGCAGAUGGACGGACGUGCCUUGAUGUUGAUGAGUGUGAGGACAAUAAUGGAGGCUGUGGAGACAUGUGUGAGAACUACCCUGGUGGCUUCCGCUGUACCUGCGGCCCAGGCUAUGAGAUGACACCCAUCGACUACACACCCAGCUAUGAGCCUGCUCCUACUGGACUUUGCCAAGAUGUGGAUGAAUGCCUUUACAACUUGGACAUGUGUGGUCCAAAUGCCGAGUGCACCAACACGAUUGGCAGCUACACCUGUACCUGCAAGGCAGGCUUCCAGCUGCAGUCUGAUGGUGUCACCUGCCUAGAUAUAAAUGAGUGUGCAUCUGGCAAUGGGCAAUGCUCUGACCUGUGUGUCAACCAGGAGGGGAGUUACCACUGUGCCUGUAGAACUGGAGGCAAGCUGACACCCAAUGGAAAAGACUGUGAAGAUAUUGAUGAGUGCACAUCUGUAUGGCUGAACCGCUGCCGUAGCACCGCCUACUGUGUGGACAAAGUCAGGGGAUAUGACUGCCACUGUACAGAGGGUUACAGGCCUUACAAUGACAGAACUGGAUGUAACUCUGCCGUGUGGUGCCCUGCAGAUUGGGAAGCUAAGUGUGAUUACAGAUGUCUGAUGCUUCCUACUCCUGUUAGCAACCCAGCAACAAACAGGUGCACAGCAACAACUACAUCAGCACCCCCUGUUGCUGCUACAACAACCACUACAACAACAACAACAACCAAUCCAGCAACCACUACAGCAGCAACAACAACCACUACAGCAGCAACAACAGCCUCUCUGAACACUACCACCUCACUAUUGACUUCUAUGAACAGUACAUCACCAACAACAUCAUCUCUGGACAGCACAUCAGCACCAACAACAUCAUCUCUGGUCAGCACAGCAGCGCCAACAACAUCAUCUCUGGUCAGCACAGCAGCGCCAACAACUUCCCUGGACAGCACAACAGCAGCACCAUCAACAGCAACAACAGGAACAUCUAUGGGGAGCACAGCUAUAGAUAAUACCACUAUGGCACCCAUGAUCAGCACUGCUGACAUCACUACAAGCACUGGUAGGACAACAACCACCCAGCCACCUGCUGUACUAAUGACAACAGAAUGUGUGGAGGCUCCUGUUGAGUUCAGGAAUGUACCAACAUGUGUCUGUCAGCGAGGGAAACAGUUGGCUGCAGAUGGUAGAACUUGUGAAGAUGUUGAUGAAUGUGCCCUGUCCCCACCAGUCUGUGGUGAUCCAUCUGUCACACAUGCCACCUGUGAGAACAAGCCUGGAUACUACCUGUGUAACUGCCAGAGUGGGUAUGUCAUGGAUGUUGACAGGAAAGCCUGCACAUUGAACUCUGGUGGCUGGGGACCUUGGUCUGACUGGGGGCCUUGCAGUAAGUCAUGUGACCUAGGCAUGCAGUCCAGGACCAGGGUGUGCGACAGCCCUGCACCUAGUUUUGGCCAGCCAACAUGUCAGGGGAGCAGCACUGGUGUGCAGAUGUGUGCGGAGAAUAACUGUCCCUCUGAUGCAACUGAAAGGGAGAAUGCUGUUUUCUUGAAGUUUAAAGACAUGCCUGCUGGAGAGUACCCAAUGGUGGAAGCAGCUCUAAGAGCAAAGGUAUCCAACCUGGUUAAUAGGUACUGCAGAGGAAGGGGUGCAUUCCCCAUAUGCUGCCCAGAGGCUUCAGAAGACCAAGGACCUAAUAGAGGAGACAUUGUAGGUGUGAACGACAUCACUUUCAUCCCUGGCACUCCAAGGGGCGUUGAUAACGACAAGAAUUUGGAAGUUGGCAUAAUUGUCCACAUCCCCCAGCAGAAUGACCUUUGCACUCCUUCUGAGCUUGCUAUGAGCUUGCCACACCCAGAACUGUCUAGGCAGCUGAACAGGACCCUAACUGGUUUCUACCUGUUUGAUCGAGAUGAGCUGAAGAUAGCACUGCAGAGGGGCAAGACUGAUGUGCAAAAUGUUGUUGGCUAUACUCCACAUGACCUCUUGGCAGAACCAACUGCUGCUGAGUCCGGCACGCCAGGCUGGGCUAUAGCUGUGAUUGCACUGGGCAUCCUGGUCAUACUGGUGUUAAUCCUCAUAGCUGUGCUCUAUAUAUUCCGUUGGAAGCCCAAGGCAACAGUGGAACCAGAUACUGGGGAGAGCCAUGCCUAAACUACCACCAGAGACCUCCUAAGUAAGGCAUUGCAAAAAAGAUUUACCAUGAUUAAGUCUGAAUUUUUAGUACCUUUCUUGUAAUGGAUUGCCUCUAUGGGUCAAACUUCCUACAGAAAUAAUUAAACCAAGUGACAGCCGUCAGUGUCCUAGAAAAUUAGAAUUUAUAACUGGUAACCUGUAGCAUUACCCACUGACAACAGAAUUGUGCUGGUUCACUGGUAGCACAGAUGGUGAAGGGUUGCUGCUAAAAUUGUUCAAACAUGCAGAUAUUACAAGCAGUUCCAGAAUUUGGAGAACAAGACUUGAUACCAGUCUGUCUUUGUGCAUGAUAUCGGCUGCUUUGGUCAUGUAUAAAACAUUGGAUACGUUUGUGGGAAUUUUGACCCAUGAUAUUUGCAGCUGACAUUAUCCUGUGGUUUCUAGCUAGGUUUCUACUGAAUUCCACUAUAGGUGAUUGUCAGUGCAGGUGAUUGUACAGGUUAAGGGAGUACCGAUAUUUGCAAUCAUUAUGGUUGGUGAAACUAUGGCUACUAGGUCUCAUCAGCUUUUUUACAGGCUUUGUCAUCCACUUUUGGACUGUAGUCUUAAUCUACAUGCAAAUGGCAUAUUGCAUUAUGCAUUGUAUUUACAGAAAUGGUCUACAUUAGGAUCCGAUGAGCAGGUUGUGCAUAUUGGGCAUUUGCAAGCAGAUAAAGGUGCAAAGUCAAAAUUAGAACUGAAGAAGAGCUUCAGACCGAAUGCCAAGUUUGCACUUCACUACGUUUACUAGGUUGUGUGUUCCACAUGUCAAUGACUUGUUACUGAGAAGAUAGAAUCACUGAAGGGAAACCUUAAGAUGUGCAGGCGUGGUAAAGUUGCUAUUAGGUUUACUAAGAGUAGCCGGCUGUUGCCUAUAGGACAGGGAUACUACUAGGUAAACUGAAUGCUUCUUGAGAGCAAGAUUUUGCAAUGAGAUAGUGAUGUUUGCAUUUGGUUAUUAGGAUCACUGACCAAUUUCAUGGAUACUAGGAAGCCUCCGAAUUUCAUGGAUGGUUGAUCCGAAUUCCAGUGUAAAAUUACAUCACAAGUGCAGAUAGGGAGAAUUUGAAAUAGCUACAGAAUGGCAAUUUUCUCAACAUUGUAAGGACAAAGUACAUGAAUGUUUUCAGUGACCUUGACGACUGUUAGGUCUCACCAAUCGAAUUAUGUAUUUUGUGCAUUAAGAAUGUAAUAAUGUAUGGUAAGCUGUAAGGAAGGAUUUCAUUUUUUUUGUCAAAUAAAUGAUGCUGCUGUUAUUCAAGCAUCAAUUAUGUGCAAUAACUCCUCAGUGCAAUAGAUCAGAUGCCACUGUAGAUAGUGAUAGAUAAAAUUAGUGCCAUAGCAUUGAAAUGUUGUGCCAUGGGUGAAUAUGUGGCAAUAUCACUGAUCCCCAUAUGAGGAAAUUGUUUUAAUAUUAGAAUAAUAGAAAAAUGCUUGUGUGUAUAUACUGUAUCUUCUAUGCCCAAAGAAAAUGAUCUAUAUUGUAUGAUGUUGUUGAAUUGACUGAAAUCUGUCAGAUUGUAGUCUUAACCAAAAUAUGUUUCCACAAAGUAAACAUUUAGAUACCGAAACUGUAUUGCAUAUUUGCAAUGCCACUGAUAUUGAGCUUCUACACAAGAUGUUGAAAUAAAGAGAAAGGAAGGAAA
Messenger RNA from Branchiostoma floridae (Florida lancelet), 6933 nucleotides. Its product is annotated as mucin-like protein. Gene Ontology annotation, molecular function: calcium ion binding. Lineage: Eukaryota; Metazoa; Chordata; Leptocardii; Amphioxiformes; Branchiostomatidae. The record is from RefSeq and is a predicted model, not a curated record. Gene Ontology annotation, biological process: cell-matrix adhesion.